Messenger RNA from Micropterus salmoides (largemouth bass), 8793 nucleotides. RefSeq names its product G protein-coupled receptor 52 (gene gpr52). Gene Ontology annotation, biological process: G protein-coupled receptor signaling pathway. Gene Ontology annotation, cellular component: membrane. Bases 3413 to 4534 code for a protein of 373 amino acids. The transcript has a single exon. Gene Ontology annotation, molecular function: G protein-coupled receptor activity. The record is from RefSeq and is a predicted model, not a curated record. NCBI's taxonomy places the organism in Eukaryota, Metazoa, Chordata, Actinopteri, Centrarchiformes, Centrarchidae.
CAAGUGUCCUUGUUAGAGUGAGGUGACGUGCUCUCCUCACGCACACACCCGCCUGCAGCCGAAGUUGAAUUAUCUUGAACUUUUUGUACGCGAUGCGGAGCACAAAUCAUUGGAAGAGAGACUGAUCCUCGCUGUUUGUUUCCAGAAUCUAUUACUGUUUACAAAAUAGGACAUCAACAAUAGGGAAUUCACAUAGCAGAGCUGCAAAACUAGAUGAAGGCCUAUCAGGUAAAGUUAUGGAUAAUUUUAACAUAUGUUAAAUAGGCUACAGCUGUUUAGCGCACAGAAGUCAUUGCCGUGGUUACUAUCCAUAGAGCAUCUGCCGUUUACUCACGUUGUGCUUCUGUCCUGUUCACUGGCCAAGCGACUAUGUUGUGAUUUUAAGAACGUUCCUAAGGCCGACAUCUUCCCCAGUACUAAUCAGCAUGCAGUGUGUAGCUUUCCACUUCGCUAUGGCAUGUGAUUGCUUGUCUUGCUUUUGUUUAUCUACCUCUCCAACACAGUGCAUCCAGCGUAGUGUACCGAAGCCUCCCUCCACUGCUUGUUUGGGUGGGUGAUUUGCAGGCUGAUCUACAUCCCACCCCUCCUGUGACUCAUGGUUUGACUGUAUGUGUAUUCAGAGCCAGUGAGCAAUGGACUUUCAAAAUAAUAAUUAUAAAAACUGCGAUAAUAACGCGUUAACGUACCCAGCCCUAUUAAAAAGUCUACUUUCCUGCCGCCAUUCUGCUUAGCCAAUUUACUGUCACUUGAUCCUCUUUAUCAUCUGCUUGCCAGAGGAUGCUCUCAACUGGUCGCAAUGCUGGGCAACUGUAAUUAAGGGGGAGACAAAACUGUGCUAAGCUGUAGGUUAAAUAAAGAACCAAUAAAGUAUCCGGAAGAACCUGGAGCCUAACUGGAUAAGGGAGUAUACUAAUUUUAAUAGGGUUUAUCAUCCAAGAUGUUCCAUGGGAUUGUGGAGGUCAUCCUGUAUAUUUGAACAACAUAUACUAUAUAAUAUAUGUUUAGGAAAGUGGAAAGUUGAGGCUGAUGACCACUAAUACUAAUUACCACUAAGUCUUUUUCUUUUCCCCCAAAGUAGAGACCAUAUAAUGAGUGUUUCAUAUAUUAUGCAAUUAUUUGCUGUAAUAUUUUAUCUUAUGUUAUUUAUUUCAUUGCUGUUGUUUUUAUUAAUGAAUGAAAUAGACCUAGUUUUUUUUAAACAUACUGUGGCUAGGUAGGGGAGGCGAAGGUUGGGGGGUCGGGGGCAAUUUGUAUAAGUAAUACGUAAAUAGGAAAUGGAUCUAAAUUUACCUCUGAGAGAAAGCCAGUGUGAGAGACAGAAUAAUGUGGCAGUGAGCCUCAGGUGCAGCUGGGAUGGGAGGAGGCGGGGCAGUGAGCGAGAAGCUGCGGGAGAGAGCGCAAGUAAGAGGGAGGGGUGUGUGUGUGUGUGUGUGUGUGUGGAAAAAGAGAGAGAUUGAGUGUGCAAGCUAGAGAGACUAUGUGGAGAGGGAGGGAGGGAAGUGUAAGCCAGUCACAGCAUCUCUCCUUCUCACUGCACCAGGGCUGAGGGACUCUUCGUCCCCUCGCUUCCCUCACUGCAGAUUUAACUCAUUUCCAUCAGCGCAAUCAUCUUUUUUUCUUGCUUUUUACUUGCUGCUUUUGACAGAUGCAUUGCAUUCAUCUCUAUCUUUAUGCCAGGAUCUAAGGAUUUUAUCAUUAAAAACGUGGGUUGUCCUGUUAAAUGGAAUAAAAAGGGGGGACGUUUGCAGAGGACAGUGCUUAAAACUGGGACUCCGACGGGGACCUGGUAUUUUCUUUAUGCUGCUAGAGUGGAUUCUCCUUUUGUUGCACUGCCAGUGUUUUGUUCAGGGUGACAGACAUGCUGAGAAAGGAGUUGUAGGACCUCAUACCUCUACAACUAAACAGAACGCAUACUUCAGGGACUAAAGCAAGUUAGAAAAUCUAUGGUUGCAUUAAGCACUUAAAGAGAAUGUGCUAAGCCUCCCCUGCCAAUGCUUCAGAAUGUCACAAAAAAAAGGAAGGUAACAAGUUUAUGGGAUAAAUAUAUGGAUUGCCGAUUGAUACCCACACCCCUCUCUGCAAGUGUCUGCCACAGGAUUGCUGAGGAGUCAAAGUGAGUGGAGCGCUGAUUUAUUCAGCUGGCCUCUCGUUGCUCCAGGAGAGUCCUUCCACCUGCCUGCAUGGGAGUCUGACAUUCAACACUUUCAUCAGCUACUGGACUUUUACAUUUGUUUGUCUUUCGUGACUUGCAGUCCAGAACACUGAGAGGCAAGUUUGCACAUUUGGAUUUAAAGUUUAAAUCACAUUAAUGGCAGAACAUCCAGACAUUUUGACGCACUUGGUUUUUUACCUCCAUUCUGCCUAGGGAUGCCUUGUAAACACAUUCCCCCCCCAGCGCCAUGUGUGCUGAGAGAGCUGUGACAUUAUCUCCUGCGGAGAUCCCUGUGUUGUUCUAGCCUGUGUCUGUGUUUUGAUUCAGACAAUAGCUGGGCAUACAUGGGCUCCAGACACUGACCAGAGGACCACCAAAAUAAGGGAAGCCUGCUUUUACAUAGUAAACACACUAGCACCCACUAGCGCAGUGAAACUUUGGAUUGAAUUGAAGCGUUGAUUCGCAGAGAUGGAUGUAAUUAUUUUUCUCCAAACUUCAGUAUACACCAAGACAGACUCUUGAAAACCCCCUUUUCUCCCCUAAUCAGUGGUUACCUAAAAUGUAUCUUUUGAAAGCUAACUGCACCCAGUAAAAAUUAUCUGAUCUCUAGGUGUGAAAAAGGAUCUGCUGAUUUAACUCAUCUCCUUUGAGGAUCUGUCAAGAGAGAAGAGCAUUGUGUUUGGCUUCAUGCCUUACCCCCUUCAUAUGAUAUCCGUCUUCACAUCUUCUGUGCUCUCUGCCCUUGUGAGGACAGCUUAUGCCCUCAGCUUCCCAGUGGCAACCCUCAUUAAAAUAAGAUGAUGGGGCCACAGACUGGCAGCCAAAGCAGCAGGGAAAUUCACCUUUGGGAUAUAUGUUGGCCACAACACUAAUGUGACCCUGCUUUAGGUCUACUGAAGGAAUAUAGCUUUUUUUCCCUUUCUCUAUUCCUGACUGUUACCCACCCACUACUUUCACUAACCAUGAGUGAUUGGAAAAGGCGAGCUAAACGGGUUGUCCUACCCUGCCAGAGGCUGUAUUGAUUUUCCUCCAGUCAGUGUUCAUUUGAUUGAGACCCAGCUAUGUGAGAGUAAGGUGAAAGAAAGAGUGAGUGUGCUAGAGAGAGUAUUGAGCUCCAUUAAACUGAGGAAGGUUGCAGACACCCAGUGUAGAGCGGGCAGGGGGUGGGGGGGUAGGGGGCAGGCAGUUCUCCAGUUUCAGGCCAGCUGCCAUAUGGGUGGCACACCACAAACCUGACCCACCUGGAUAGCACCCAGAACAAUGAACCAGUCUGAACUGACAACGGACCCGGUGCUCAAUGCCAACAGCAGCCAUGGAGACUUCUUUCCUGACAGGGCGUCCAAUCACUCUUGUCCCUUGGGAUGGGGGCUAAACGAAGGCCUGGAGGCUUGCGUCCUGGAGACUGCUGUCAUUGUACUACUUACAGUGCUCAUCAUUGCAGGCAACCUGACGGUGAUCUUUGUGUUCCACUGUGCCCCUUUGCUACACCACUACACCACCAGCUACUUCAUCCAGACCAUGGCCUAUGCUGACCUGCUGGUGGGCCUUAGUUGCCUGGUGCCCACCCUGUCUCUUCUCCACUACCCAGCAGGUGUCCAGGAGCCUGUCACAUGUCAGGUCUUCAGCUAUGUCAUCUCUGUACUGAAGAGUGUUUCAAUGGCUUGCUUGGCUUGUAUAAGUGUGGAUCGAUACCUGGCCAUAACUAAACCACUAUCUUACAACCAGCUGGUGACGCCAUGCCGGCUACGAGGCUGCAUCACCCUAAUUUGGGUCUACUCUAGCCUGGUUUUCUUGCCCUCCUUCUUUGGGUGGGGUAAGCCAGGCUAUCAUGGGGACAUUUUUGAGUGGUGCGCUCACUCUUGGCCCACCUCUGCCCUCUUCACAGGCUUUGUGGUGUGUUUGCUCUAUGCACCUGCUGCACUUGUGGUUUGUUUUACCUAUUACCAUAUAUUUCGCAUUUGCCAGCAACACAACAGGGAGAUCAGUGAACGACGAGCACGUUUCCCCAGCCAGGAGAUGGAGGCUGGUGAGGGGGGGGGUGGUGGUGGGCAUCAUGGUGGGCAUGGACCAGAUCGGCGCUACGCGAUGGUGCUCUUCCGCAUCACAAGUGUUUUCUAUAUGCUUUGGCUGCCCUACAUAAUCUACUUUCUGCUAGAGAGCUCCCAUGUACUGGAUAGCCCUGCCCUCUCGUUCAUCACCACCUGGCUUGCCAUUAGCAACAGCUUUUGCAACUGUGUCAUCUACAGCCUGUCAAAUAGUGUGUUCCGCCUGGGUAUGCGUAGGCUCUCGCAGACAAUUUGCUCCUUCAGCCACUGCGCGGCUGAUGACAGGGACUUUGGGGAGCCUAAACCAAGGAAGAGGGCAAACUCAUGCUCCAUCUGAACGGUUGACUUUUACAGGAUGAGGAUAGUCCUCGAAUCUAUGAAUGGGAAAUAUGAAUUUUAACAAGCUAAACAGCUAGUUAAAUUUCAGUUAAAUUGGCAGGGUUUAACCAAACAGAAAACAAUUUCUGUUGCAUCAGCCUGUCAGCUGACUCCAUUGACAUAACCUUGGUCACAGUAAACCAUGGUUUAUUGCAUUACAAGCUUUUCAAGGAGUUGGGUGCAGUGUCUAAACAGAGAAAUUUAAUUGCAUGAGGGCCAUGCCUUUAUUCCAUGGUAUGUGACUUAGCUUUAGAUCACAUAGAAAGUAGUCUCGCCAUGGCUUUCUUAUCUUACUGUAUGUCAUCAGCCAGGUGAGACAUAGUAUAAAGACAAAACUGUAAAAGCUUAAACAAGAAAUAUUUCCUUAGACAUGAAAUGUGACUACACUUUUUCAUGCCUGUUUGUUGUUGUGAAUUGGAUCAACCUUCUAUUCGACUUCUCUGUACUCUCUGACUGCCGUUAGCAGAGAUAAGAGAACCUACAAUUACAUGUGCUCACAAACCUGUUUAAAGUUUGAAAAUGAAUAUUAGAUUUUUUUAACUGUAUAAACACACGCAGUGACAAUGACGUCAGCCGUUAUGCUGCUGACAAAUACCAUGACGUAUGGCCUUGACUGUUUUCUAGAGAAACAUGAUGUGGGCAGGUGAACAGGAGAGAAAAAAUAUCAUGAUGUACCGGUCAGGUGUUCUGCCCCAUUGGCCAAUCACUCUAAUGUUUAAAAACAAUCAGCAAUCUGAAGUAUUAGCAGAUUAUGGUUACCAAUUGAUUGGUGCACCCCUUCUAAAUAGCACCUUAUUUCCAGAAUUUAGACGAAGGAUGUGUCAGAUUGAUGCUGAGGCCUCUAUAUUGAGGGCAGUGAACUGAUGCUCUCGACAGAUAACUACCCAGGGUUUUUUUCCCCCAAGGUCCCCCCUUGCACUUAUGAAAUAGCCCAUCAGUGCCAGGAUUCCCACCAUUGGCAUGGCAUUCCUGAUAUGGCUGUGUUAUGAGUAUUCUUUGAUGCAUGAGCGCUCAUGACAGCUAUUUCUAACCAGCAAAUAAAUCAUCCUUUUUCCCUGUAUAUGGAGGGCCACAUAUAAUGGAUAGUGAAUAAAGAACAGAAUUGCCAAAAUAAAACACCAUUAUCUAAUUAUUAAUUUUAUAUUAUUAUAAAAUACAAAAGGAAGUUCAAUUUGUGUCAUUUUACAUAAGAAACCAAAUUCUGUAAGUGACUUAUGUGUCACUUAAAGGUAAGAAAAGGGAUAGCAGUGGUAGUGUAGACCAGAUUUAGCCUUGUUUUGGGUCCUUUGCCUAAGUGACAAGUUAUCUUUGUUGAAUCUUACAGUGGAUUUUAUUUCCUAGCAGCAGUGGACAGGGACUCAGGUCAAUGUGAUCUGAUCUGUCUGCAGGUUGCUUUGAGGUUAAAACUGAACUGAUCUGAAAUUACAUGCUUUCUUCUGAUAAAGGUUUAAGGCUAUCCAGUAGCAUAUCUCAUGGUGGUCAAUUUUCAUUACUUUUAAUUAGUCCUACUCUCUCUCAGCUAUACUAGUUCUGUUACUGAUAAACAUUAAGCGUUACUGCCCUCAAACUACAGGCCUGAAUGUCCUACAAACUCAAUGAUUUUGUGAACAUUGUGAACACCGUACUGAGUGGGCACUUACAGGGUCAAACCAAGUUUUUUAUUUUUUUUAUUUGGGGGGGAUAUUAACUUGGUAACUGGGCUUGUUUACCAGAUGACCGAUGCUGAGAAGAGCAAAGUAUAUGUAUUAGAAAUGAAUUUCUUAAUGGAUUGUUUGUAGGCUUCUGGGUAGUUAACUCCAUUCUGCUAAAGGUUAUAGUUUUUGUCUUUUGUUCUUCUGUGCACAUUCCGGCUUGGUAAAACCUGAAGACUGGUCUCCAGUGUAGGCCUUUUGAUGUACAAAGUGCAGAUGAUGUGUGUUGUUUAGCAACCCACAGACUGCCUUUGGUUAUGAUUCUCAUCCUUUGCAAUACUCCACAGUAUAGUCAUUCCUGUCAAUUCAGCUUGUACAUUUCCUUGAUCAAUGGAUCAGUGUCAAAUUCGUUUUACAUGAAUACAGCCACGUACUAUAGCCAAUGACUUAUACUGAUUCCCCUCUUUGCUCAUGUAGUAGUGUCAUCUGUGGUUUAGGCCUUGCUUGUGGUGUAUGUUUGUCCCUGCUAGAAACCAAGUGACACAGCAAACCCAGCCCCUUGAUGUUGUAACCGCAUUCUAUGCUGCUUAACAGUACCCCGUGUAAGUCAUUCCUCAUUUUAAAGCUGCAUGAAGUGAUUUUUGACUACUAGAGGGAGAAAGACUAAUAUAAUAAGCCUUUAAGUCAUUAUAUUUUAGUGUCAUGUUAGCAAGCAAUUUGCUACACAUCCAUUAGAAAUAGAGCUACAUGAGCAAUUUAUUCAGGGGUCUUUCGGGCCACCAGAUGAAUGUAAGUAUACUAUUAUUUUUAAGCCAAGAUUUGGUAAACCUGGUCUUUUUUGGGUUAUCUACAUGCUCUGCUCACUCAUUUACUUUGGCUCUCUGCAGUUUCAGAUGAGGCAGGUAGCCUAUAUUCAACCUGAAAUAAUCAUCUGCUGGGAGUGACUGCACAUGGUUGACAUUGUAUGUGCCGGCUCUGGUUUGGUUUUGUUGGUUCCAUCAACUAAGAUAACCAUCAGUGAGGUUAAAUCAGCUGUGUAAAGCUAGAGUAUGGGGUAUUCUUCAUCAUCAGCAUUCGCCACCCUAAUCAUUAUCAUAAUAUAAUCAGGAGUUGUUUGAUUCAGUAUAAAAAAAAUAUUGCUUUAUGCAGCUUUAAUGCAUUACAGAUUGUUCUGUAUACGUGCCUAAAGAUGUAUUUUGUAUGACAAGUGGAAAAAAGAUUGGUUGAGAAGUAAUUAUUGUGACAUGGACAUAUUGUACUUUUAAAAACAUUCUCCAGCUACAUGAACAUGUCUUUGGAUUUAGUUUUCCAUGACUUUGUGAUAGGUUCAGAAGGGUGUCCACUUGAAACAAGUAAUUCAUUUAUCACAGUCAGUCUGACCUUUGCCUUCAGGUAGAUACAUGUUCUAUUAUCUGACGUCUACAUCAUAUCCGUAAGAUAAAAGGAGACAGCAGGUUUAUCUUGUGAAUUCCCUUCUAUAGCCAACUGACCUGACAUAUAUGAGGCAUAAUAGUAGGGAACCACAGCAUAGUUGUGUCAAAUACUAGACUACCGAUAAUAUUUUUUUAAUUUUGAUAGCUUGUGUUUUUGGUGCUUCUUUGGAGCAUAGUACUGUGGGUUAGUAGAAGAAAUUUAGAGGCUCUGAAUUAGUGCUGUAUUAUCUUCACAAUGUGGUGACAAACAACAACAUCAUAAAGCAAAAUUCUGUAACAGCCUAAAAAAAUAGUACAGUUGUUACCAUAUAGUUGCAAUAUUCAGUUCAAAUGGAGAUUACAGUAUUUGGUCAGAAGAUGCACAAAUAUUCAUUCCUUUGGUGGGCUUUUUAUUUGUAGCAGGUAAUGUGAGAUGCGUGUCUUGGCUCAAGGUUUCAAAACUCCAUGAGCUAAUGAAUAUUUAAAAAAACAAAAUUGUUUAUAUAUGUCUGUAAUACACUGACCAAACUGAAGUGGUAGAAAAUCAAAACUGUUAUCUUGUUUAAACAAGUUGUCUCACUUACAUUGAUCGAGGCUUUUUAGUAAGAAGAGUUUAAUUACAGAAUAAUAUGUAUUUAUUUAUUAAGUUAUGUUUAAAUCUUUACACAAUAUACUGUAUAUGAGUAUACUGUAUAUAAAGUGUGUGUAUUUGUUUCUAAUCUGCUGUACAGCCAAACAAAUCUGACAAAUUCUGACAAAGGUAUGGCGCAUCCAUUUGUGUUAAAUUAACUAGACUGCUGAUGUUUUGAGUUGGAGGCAGAGAGUGUUAUAUUAUACAGUAUCUAUUUUUUUAUUUUGAAAUUUUGUCAAAGGCUAUGGUUUUGUUGUUGCUGCCAACUCAAUAAAGGUGAAAAUAGUAGACAUUCAUAUCUGUCUAGAUGUUUUUAUGAAAUGUAUGUGUUUCUGUAGCAGCAAUCAAAACUAGCUAAUGGGGAUACAGGUACCAGCAGUGUGCUGGUAUAUGAUUCCUGUGUUACGAGAGAAGAACAGUUGAACAAUGCCCUCAGUGACGAGGCACAUUUCCCAAACGGAGUUUUAAGUAUUUUUGUUUCCCGUAGUCCAGCCAGUGCAGUAAUGGCAAGCUAACCAGCUGUCACUCUUAGUAUUAGGGAUGG